AUGAUUGUUCAGGUGGUUGUAUUCUUCGUGGUUGAGCAUUGGAUCACCGCACACACCUUGUACGUUCCGCCUGGCCCAACGGAAUACCAGCAGAUGCGGGAAGCCAUCGUGAAAGCAGAACUCAGUUACGGUCUCGGAGGGAAGGUUUUUCUUAACCCAAGUGAAUUGCUGGCUGAUCAUGUCCUGCAGGAGAUGAAAAAGAACGAACUUCAAUCACCACCCGGUCAGCUGGCGGUAGGAAUGCCAUUUUUCCAGGCAAAACCACUCAUAGAAGUUAGCAACGUGUUUAAGGCGUUGAAGGUGAUGCCGAAAGGAGCAGUGCUGCAUUUGCACAACACUGCCGCCGUAUCGUCCACUUGGGUCAUCCGCAAUUUAACGUACCGUCCCGAAGCGCGACUCUGUUCCAUCGAUGAGCGCCACUACUUUACCGUAAGACCACUAUCCCACUGUCCGGUGAAUCAAACUCGCAACAUAAACGAUAUGCGUAAAGAAUGGAAGGACGGCGAUGCGAGCUUUGAUCGCUGGCUCGAAGCCAUUAUCAACAUGAAGCUGAAACCAAGUGCGGUCCUGCGCCAUCAAGGAUCGGCCUCGAUCGAUGACCUGUGGCGAGACUUUGAAACUUGUUUCGAUGCGAUGAAGGGUUUUCUGCAGUACAAACCCUUUUUCGAAGCGUACCAUCAACAACUACUGCACGAGUUUUUCCAAGACAAUGUGCUCUACAUAGAGCUGCGCGUGUCCCUUUUUCGGCUGUUUGACGCCAAUGGAAAGGAGUAUGAGCCCGUGGAAGUUGCGUACCUGCUGCACCGGAUCGUGGCUGAGUUUCGAAACCAGAACCCUACGUUUCAGGGAGUGAAGCUUAUCUUGGCAAAGCAUAAAAGCAUGAACGAUGACGAGCUGAACAGUUCACUCAAGGUGUACGAUAGUUUAAGAAGUACCAUGCCAGGAUUUGUCGUCGGUUUCGAUCUCGUCGGUCAGGAGGACGCCAAUCGAUCGUUGAAGACGUUUGCCGCUGCCCUGUUACGACCACCUCUUCCUAGAUAUUUUUUUCAUGCUGGUGAAACAGUUGGAUACUACACCGAAGCAGACCAAAAUCUAAUCGAUGCGAUUUUGCUCGACACCAGACGCAUCGGGCACGGCUACUCGCUGUUGAAGCAUCCCAUUCUGUGGCACGCAGUUCGCCGGAAGCAGAUCGUGCUCGAGGUUUGCCCUAUCUCAAAUCAGGUGCUCGGACUAGUGAACGACCUACGGAACCACCCUGCCGGGUUUUAUGUGGCACAAAACAUACCGAUCACGAUCGCACCCGACGACCCCGGAUUUUGGGAUGCGGCAGGCGUUAGCUACGACUAUUACUUCGCUUUCAUGGCCAUAGCUCCGUCAACCGGGUUGGGCUUUUUGAAACAGCUCGUCUGGGAUUCUAUCAAGUAUAGUGCCAUUAGCGACGGGGAGCGUCAGAAUAUCACCCAAACUUUGGAGAAACAAUGGGACGUAUUCGUGCGCGGAAUUGGCAAGGAAUACGGUCACUAG
This is a messenger RNA of Anopheles cruzii, 1524 nucleotides long. RefSeq names its product adenosine deaminase 2-like. Gene Ontology annotation, biological process: adenosine catabolic process; inosine biosynthetic process. Gene Ontology annotation, molecular function: adenosine deaminase activity. The transcript has 5 exons. The coding region runs from base 1 to 1524 and encodes 507 amino acids. The record is from RefSeq and is a predicted model, not a curated record. Lineage: Eukaryota; Metazoa; Arthropoda; Insecta; Diptera; Culicidae.